UAAUUGUGUAUUUUUAGUGAUUUAUACAUACAUAUAUAAAACAAUGAGCUUUCGGGGUAGAGGAGGUUUUAGAGGCGGUGGUCGUGGAGGUCGUGGUGGUGGCCGAGGUGGUGGCAGAGGAGGAUACAGACAAAUGGAUUAUGGACCACCUGACAGAGUUAUUGAAAUUGGCCAUCUUCUUCAUCCUUGUGAAAGCGACCUUGUUUUAAAGUGCACAAAUGAGAGUGUACCGUAUUUCAAUGCACCAAUAUACUUAGAGAAUAAACAACAAAUUGGAAAAGUGGAUGAAAUAUUUGGACCUAUAACAGAAUUCUUCUUUUCUGUGAAACUCUCAGAAGGUAUGACGGCAACGUCUUUUAAGAAACUCCAAAAAUUAUUCAUUGAUCCAAAUAAGCUGCUACCACUCUCCAGAUUCACAGGCCCAGGAGCUGGUCGUGGAGGCGGACGCGGGCGUGGUGGUGGAAGAGGAGGCAGAGGUGGUGGUAGAGGCGGAGGUCGUGGAACACCAAGAGGACGAGGAGGACGUGGCGGUGGAGGUUUUAGAGGUGGCGGUGGUUUUAGAGGUGGCCGUGGGGGAGGUUUCAGAGGCCGGGGCAGAUGAUAAAGUCGGAUGAAGUUUAUUUUGUUGGUUUUAUUGCGGUGACUUCGAAUAGGAUCAUACAAAAUGAAUUCAGCGAAACAUUUUCGGCUUCCGGAUUUUUCGCGUUUUGUACAUGGACAUUGGCAGAACAUAUUUUAUUGCUAUUUUUAACAUUUUGUGAAUUUUUUAACUUUGUUAUUAAUCCAUUCUAUAAAUUUUUAGCUUCAGGUGUGACAGUGCAAAGAAAUAAGGAAACAAGUAUUUUAAAAUCAAAUGUUAAAAAGGAGGAAAAAGGUUUAAAAUAUGAAAUAGCGUUGUUAAUGUGUCAUUAGAUCUAAACUAAGUGAAUUAGUGCCCCCGUCUUAUAUCAACUUUUUAUAACCCCCGUCGUGUGUGUUUUUAACGAGACAAAAGUUUACAAGUUUACACGAAACGAUUCAAACGUAUUAUUUUCUUUAAUAAUCCUGUACAAAUAAAAAGUUUAAAAGGAUUUUGAAAAUAUAUUUGUCAAUAGU
Hydractinia symbiolongicarpus is the source of this 1095-nucleotide messenger RNA. Its product is annotated as H/ACA ribonucleoprotein complex subunit 1-like. The record is from RefSeq and is a predicted model, not a curated record. NCBI's taxonomy places the organism in Eukaryota, Metazoa, Cnidaria, Hydrozoa, Anthoathecata, Hydractiniidae. The transcript is spliced from 7 exons. Gene Ontology annotation, cellular component: box H/ACA snoRNP complex. Gene Ontology annotation, biological process: ribosome biogenesis; snoRNA guided rRNA pseudouridine synthesis. The coding region runs from base 44 to 601 and encodes 185 amino acids. Gene Ontology annotation, molecular function: box H/ACA snoRNA binding.